CCGGUGGGCGGGGUCGGCGGCGGGGGCGUUCUCCCCUUGGUAGCCUGGAUCCCGGCAGGUCUUACCGCUACUGGUGCUGGAAGGUGAUCCGGAAACAUGGGCUGGCCUCAGGGUUUGUUCCGCGUCUUGUGGCGAGCACUGUCGAAGGAAGUGAAGGAGCAAGUGGGCACAGACCGGUUCGGGAACAAAUACUACUAUAUCCCGGAGCACAAGAACUGGAGAGGACAAACUGUUCGAGAGAAAAGAAUUGUGGAAGCAUCAAAUAAAAGAGAAAUAGACUAUGAAGUAGGGGAUAUCCCAGCAGAAUGGGAAGCUUGGAUCAGAAGAACGAGAAAAACUCCACCUACUAUGGAGGAAAUACUAAAGAAUGAAAAAUAUAGAGAAGAAAUGCAGACAAAAAGCAAAGAUUUUUACAAAAAAGAAAAACUCAUUAGUGAAGAGAGCCACAAGGAACUCUUAGCUUCACCAGUUCAAACACAGAUUAAAGGACAUGCCUCUGCUCCAUACUUUGGAAAGGAAGAACCCUCAGUGGCUCCCACCAGCACUGGUAAAACCUUUCAACCAGGAUCCUGGAUGCCACAAGACAGCAAGCACCACAAUCAGUGAAUGCACUGUGGUAAAGUCAUUUCAUUUAUAUGUAUGUAACUAUUUCAACAAAUAAAAGUAAAAAAGUUAUUUUGUAUUUUC
Phacochoerus africanus (Common warthog) is the source of this 687-nucleotide messenger RNA. RefSeq names its product NADH:ubiquinone oxidoreductase complex assembly factor 2 (gene NDUFAF2). The record is from RefSeq and is a predicted model, not a curated record. Gene Ontology annotation, biological process: mitochondrial respiratory chain complex I assembly. Lineage: Eukaryota; Metazoa; Chordata; Mammalia; Artiodactyla; Suidae. Gene Ontology annotation, cellular component: membrane. The coding region runs from base 97 to 606 and encodes 169 amino acids. The transcript has 4 exons.